UAAUAUUCUAAGUUACACACACGCAGAAACACAGAAAAGCCAUGUUCCUGCUUACAUAAGUACAUGAUUCAUAUACGGUAAUUAAUAAAACAAGGCACUUGUAUAUUCUUAAGUCAUUAACAGUGUUUGGAAAUUAUCUCCAUCAGUGUGUAUAAUCACGAAUCGUUGUGCUUUUGUUCGCAUCGAAUGAGCCCUUCAUAUCUACAUAGGGAGUAGUAGUGAGUUGAGCCUUGAAACCAAGGCUUCGAAGCUUGUAUCAAAAACUUGAAAUACUUCCCGUCUGAGUUCCCUAUCGAGGCUUGUAGCCUAUCGUUUGGGGGAAAUUACGCCACUCGUGACUGUCGGAGCCUAUUUUUAAGCGCUGGUUCAAGAAAAUAUUCCAUUUUGGUGCAACUCUUCGAGUAUUUCUCUCCAAUACAUAAUAUAUUGAUUGGGACGGAGCCAGUAAUAGAGAAAUGAUUUAUCCAGCUUGUAGGCUAUAGUUUCCAUGUAAUAUAACAUAAGCCUAAUAUUCAUGUUGCCGGAUCAUUUCGCAAUAUAUUAUAUAAUAUAUUAUUAUAAGACCUUGCAUUGGUAUGAACAUACGUGAACAGUUUAUUUGCUAAAUAACACAAAUGUUUAAAAUGAACUAUUUUAUGUGAUUUGAUGUGACUUUCUUGUGUAUGCAUGUUAAGCCCCCAUUACGAGAGAAUUGUUUUUUUUUUUUUGCUCUCUUUUUCGGUGUCUCUCUCGCUUUCCCUGUCUUUUACUCUUGUUAUCAUCCGACAGCCAUGGUGUCCAAAAAGAUAAUAUUGUGCCAGCUUCCUCUUCUAGCUAGCGCAUGGGUCUAGUUGUUGUUGCGUGAGGUGGUGCCAUAAAGCAUUAUAGUUCUCAAGAGAGGUCUCGCGCCCCCUUACCCCAAAGUUACAUAGUGCAAUACCAGGCGCACCAGGCAUACUGUGGCAGUGGCAGUGGCACAGACGCCAUUCUCCAUUUUACAACUCAGUGUAAUAAGCAUGGCUGUUGGCAUGGAAGGAAUUAUGCUUUUUCAAGUGUUUGUUCCACUGCUAUUGAUUGCCACACCGUCAUCUUCAGAAAAGAGUCCGUUUGUCGAGAGUGGAGGGUCCAUCGUGUUGAAGGCGGAGGAAGUGACUGAAAAGGUUACCUCCAUUAUCUGGAAACACAACAAGGACAAAGCAGCAGAAUGGUUUGAGGGCGAUGAUGCACCAAACUAUUAUAACAAAUUUAAAUCUGUAGCUACACUGGAUACACAAACCUGGACCUUGAACAUCUCAAACCUCCAGCCACAUUUCAGUGGGACUUAUUCAGCUGAGGUGAACAACAAGGACCCAACUCAGUUCGUGACCUUAACUGUACUUGGGCCAGUUUCAAAGCCUGCAAUCACCAUGGACUGCAUCAAUGAUAGCAACUGCACCCUGACCUGCAAGGGAAAGAAAGAUGGACUCACAACGUACACCUGGGCUAAUGGCAUUGAAAAGUGGCCUGGACCUGAACUGACUGUGGAGAGGAUAGACCAUGAUGUGGUCUACACCUGUAACUUCAGUAAUCCAGUGAGCUGGGCAUCCAGCCAAGGGACAGUCAAAAAAUAUUUACCGCCUCCACCAGAUCCAGGUCAGAAAAAGUGAAGAGAGGAUGUGUAUGUGUGUGCGCCGAUCCUUUUCAUCUUGUUUGCCAAAAAUGUAUUUUCUUUACUUUGCAUGCUCUACAGAACUCAAUCAUUAUACCAAUGCCUUCCAUACACUAAAAACGGAUACCUCUAUAAUUUAUCACAUGCAAUACAGAAUUUAGCAUGUGUUAUGUAAGCAUAGUUGAGAAUCUAAAGUCAUGUGAAAUGAUCUAAUUAAUGUAGUAUGCAAAACAGAACAGAGGUGUGAUAGUAAUGCAUGAUCUAUCAAAUGAUGAACUUCAAACUACACAGAAUCAUUCAUGCACUGAGCGUAAUGCCAUCUGCAUGUCAAACGCAUGUCUAUGGUACAGCGCCACCAUCUAGAAAAAGGAAGAUAGGGCUUCCAAUGUCUCAGACUCAUAAACUUUGCCACACACAUCAGAUGUGUAUUGUUUGAUUACAGAAUGUCACGGUUUGCGGACGGCGGGUGCAAGGGCUCUUCAUUGCAGCUACAUUUAAACUUGUGAAGUUAUACUUAACUAAGUAGCAUUUUAAAGACUUAAAAAAUUUCCAUUGAGAUGAAAACUGAUACAAGUUUUGGCUAACCUUUAUAUAUGAAAGUGUUAUUAAAAACCAUUAUAUUAUACUUCCCUUUUGAUUAGUACAAUAUAUUAAAAUAUGUUUAGGUUUUGUGGUUAUGUGUAGGAUUAAGGUUGUUAACAUGAAAUAUGCAUUCACACAAGAAGUUUAACAUAGCAAAGUACCUUGUAAUAAGGUCAUCUAAACCAGCAGUAAGGUGCUUGUCCUAUAUUGACAUCCUCUGACCGCACUAAGUGUAUAUUUAGAAUGAAACUCAACCACUACUGUCAGAAGAAGAGAUGACUGUGGCAGUCACUCUACUGUGCCUGCUUUCAUCAUCUGUGUCCAAACUGCAUGAAUUUGUCAACCUUGCUUGAAAAGCA
Messenger RNA from Clupea harengus (Atlantic herring), 2568 nucleotides. Its product is annotated as SLAM family member 5-like. The record is from RefSeq and is a predicted model, not a curated record. The transcript has 4 exons. Bases 996 to 1625 code for a protein of 209 amino acids. NCBI's taxonomy places the organism in Eukaryota, Metazoa, Chordata, Actinopteri, Clupeiformes, Clupeidae. Gene Ontology annotation, cellular component: membrane.